AUGUUCGAGGCGCAGGUGCCGCUCCAGCAACCAGAUGGCUUCCAGGAUGACAUGAGCGAUGGAGAGAAACUAGAACUCAUCCAACUCUUCUUAGAUGCCUCGAGCGGUCUCUUGGACCUCUUCGACAAAUCCGAAAUUGACACGCUCGUGGAUGCAACUCAUCCACGAGAGAAGAGCGUCAGCAGUUCCAGCACCGGCUUCGCCACAGACAUCGAGGGCCGGGUUUGUCUGUACAUGAUGAUUGCCAUCGGCGCUCAAUGUCGAGGUCGUCCUGAAGACAUGCCGAAAGCAUUCCAGUACUUUUCGCAAGCGCGAACGCUCUCGUUCCAGGGCUUCUUGACAGAUCUCACGCUGAAUAUGGCGCGGGGGUUCGUUUUGAUGGCGUUCUACAUGUUUGGUGCCUGCCGUCGCAACGCGGCGUUCAUGUAUCUCGGGGUCGCGACCAAAGCGGCCUCAGUAUUAGGCCUGCACAUGUCGGACCAGUUCCAGUCGCUAUCGGAAGCGGAGCGAAGCCUGAGGUAA
This is a messenger RNA of Colletotrichum chrysophilum, 522 nucleotides long. RefSeq lists its product as uncharacterized. Gene Ontology annotation, biological process: positive regulation of transcription from RNA polymerase II promoter by galactose; DNA-templated transcription. Bases 1 to 522 code for a protein of 173 amino acids. Lineage: Eukaryota; Fungi; Ascomycota; Sordariomycetes; Glomerellales; Glomerellaceae. Gene Ontology annotation, cellular component: nucleus. Gene Ontology annotation, molecular function: RNA polymerase II cis-regulatory region sequence-specific DNA binding; DNA-binding transcription factor activity, RNA polymerase II-specific; zinc ion binding. The record is from RefSeq and is a predicted model, not a curated record. The transcript has 2 exons.